CUCUGAGUCGUGCUAUGAGCAGCAGGGGAUCGAUCAGGAAAGGGCCUGCCGUGUAUAUGAGAGAUGCCUGUGCUCUUCGAGCUGUGGAGGAGACUUCCUCUGUCUGCUGUUAGUCAGGUUAGAAAUGUUAGACAAGCCCUUCAUGUGAACACUGUAGGUUUCUACAGCACACUAAGCAAGUCAAAUGAUGUGGCUGUUCAAUAUAAGCAUGGACUCCCUGUUAUAACAGUCUCCCUGCCAUCGCGGAAUGAACGCUGCCAAUUCACCAUUAAACCCUUCACAACUACAGUGGGAAAGUUCUUAAAGGACAUCCAAAAUGAGGACCAAGGAAUUGAGAAACUGGCUGCUAUAUCCACAGAUGGUGCCAAGUUCUCUUCUUCAACACUGAUGGAUGUCUUACUAAAGAAUGAUUUCCAUCUUGUCAUAAACAAUUCAACAUACCAUGUCCAGUCUCUUCAGGCAGACAAGCAGCCCAUUCAUGAGUCUGAUGGAUUUGAUCCUGUAAAGUCUUUGAUUCAGGACCUGUAUUCAACAUUGCACUUAGAAGAACUUCAUAUACACAAAGAACACGAGCUGCUACAGAGGAUAGAAGCUAUGAAAGAAGAGCUGCUGCCACUAGAGCAGAUUAAGUUACAUAUAAUGGCUUAUUCAGAGGCCAGGACUAAGAUUCUUUUGUGGACUGGACUGGCAAUUCUGUCUACACAGGGAGGAGCUUUAGGCUAUCUCACCUGGUGGGUUUACUCCUGGGAUAUCAUGGAGCCUGUUACAUAUUUCCUUACAUAUGGAAAUGCCAUUGCCUUCGGUGUAUACUACAUUCUAACCAACAUGGACUAUGUUUAUCCAGAUGGAAGAGACCGUGAGUUCCUGCAUUUCUUCUACAAAAGAGCCAAGAAGCAGCACUUUGAUGUAGACCGAUACAAUCAGCUGAGGAAUCAACUGGCAGAAACGGAAGAAAGUUUAAGACGUCUGCAGAAUCCUCUAAAACUCAAGCUUCCAAUUGAGCAGCUACAAGAGAAAGAAUGACAUGGAAAAUUUUUAUGUAGUUUAGGAAAUUCUUUGUGUUUUAAAUAAUGUUGUAAAUUAAACUGGACCUUUUGACCACUACUUUAAGAGAUUACAAUAAAUGAUUAA
Messenger RNA from Nanorana parkeri, 1131 nucleotides. Its product is annotated as calcium uniporter regulatory subunit MCUb, mitochondrial-like. Gene Ontology annotation, biological process: mitochondrial calcium ion homeostasis; calcium import into the mitochondrion. The record is from RefSeq and is a predicted model, not a curated record. Gene Ontology annotation, molecular function: calcium channel inhibitor activity. Lineage: Eukaryota; Metazoa; Chordata; Amphibia; Anura; Dicroglossidae. Gene Ontology annotation, cellular component: mitochondrial inner membrane; uniplex complex.